GAACCCCUCGAGCCCUGUGCGGGCCGCGUAAGCAGCGACAGAGUGAGCCUGCAAGCCCCUAAGCCUCGGUCCGAGCGCUUGGGCAGCCGUUUCUCGCGUGCGAGUGGCCGUGCGAUACUCCCUUGGACCCGUGCUGCACGACGCGUCGGGCCAGCAUUCACCAUGCGCCAGCUCCUCAUGGACAAGUUCGCACGGCUGCAAACCGACGAUGGCACGCCAUCACCACCAAUGAAACGGUCCCGCCUGUCGUCGCGCCUGGAGACGCUGCCGCCGGAGCUGCUGCGACACACGACCACAUAUGUCGCCGGCGACACCGGACUCGUCGAGCUCCACGCGUGCGCGCCGGGCCUGCGGGACGCGCUCGCGGCGCUGGAGGUCUGGCGCGACGACGAACGAUAUGCCCCGGCACUUUUCUGGCGCGCUCGUGCGUGGAUGAUGCGUCCGCGCAAGCUGUUUGUGUUUCUGGAGUCGAUGCUGCGGCGAAACGAGACGAGCGCGCUGCAUAACCUGGUCGAGAUGGGUUGCGGGCUGCGGUCGCUGGUCGAAUUGCAUAUCAGCUCGGAGCGGUGGGGCCAGUCGUGGCGAGACGACGUGACCACGCGCCGCGAUGUGUUCUUGUCGUUCUAUUUGAACAAGGCCGCCGUCAGCGAGUUCCACGAUUGGCGCACAUACUCGGGUCGCGACUAUCCGAAAGAUGCCGCCGACCGGGUCAGGCCGGCGCUGCAUUGCCUCGGCAUGGGCGGGCACGAUCUACUCGCUGCGGUCGUCGAGGUCACGCCAUCCUGGCACAAGCGAUGGAUAGGCGACAUCAAGGAGUACGAAGCCACGUUGCGCUGGUUUACGUACGACCCGGAGGUUCACGAUGACGACGAAAAUUUGGACCAGACCCCUGAGGGAUAUGCGUGGAUUUUUCUUCCGGAGGCCGUGGCCAUUAUGAGCGGGGUUGCGCACCUGGUCGCGUGGCAGGAUCCUGCGAUGGGCCCGCUGACGACUCUCAUUGACAUUCCCGAGCACCUGCAAAUCGCGAGUUCGAGCGACGGCGUGUGUACUGAAGAUGAGGCUACCGACGAAUCGAGCCUGAGGCUCCUCGCGAAUCUGCUAAGCCUGCAGUAUUACGGCGUUCUGGCACUCGCAGAGACGGGGUGGGAAAAUCCCGACGAGGAAGUCAUGGAUAUGAGGCCACUCGCGGAUGCGCUCCGCUAUUUCCAUCGGCGGAUCGGUUCCUUCCACGUUGCGCGGUUGAUCCGCGACAUCGUCGAAUCCUGGGGAAAUUAUGAUUGGGGCCCGGUUCCGCGGCUCAUGCUCCUCGCCCACAUGCGUGUCAAAGACCCGCAGAUAUCGGCGGCGAUCCGCGGCAAGCACUGCAACCCCUACUCCGGACGAUUUUCUGAUAUUAAUCCACGAGGCGACUUCGACAGGUUCGUACGCGAUCUCCACGGCGAGCUUGGCCUCAUUCGUCCAGAAUAA
Messenger RNA from Pelagomonas calceolata, 1467 nucleotides. Lineage: Eukaryota; Pelagophyceae; Pelagomonadales; Pelagomonadaceae. The record is from the annotation of a GenBank genome assembly.